AUGGGUGAUUUUGAGAAGGACGUGUCAAAGUCGGGUGAUAUUUCGCCAUCACCACAAUAUUCUGACGUUGAAAUUGGCACUGUACAUGAUACAACCAAGAAUGGCGACUCGGCUCUCGAGUUUCUGAGAACAGCACAUGAUGUUGGUGAACUUACUCCUGAAGAGGAGCGUAGGUUGCUUCGGAAGAUUGACUGGAUGAUUAUGCCGCUUAUGUGGUGCUGUUACUGUCUUCAAUAUCUUGACAAAACAUUGGUCAACUACGCUGCAGUAAUGGGUCUCUAUGACGACGCAAACAUAACAACAGACCAAUUCUCCAACCUCGCCUUGUUCUUCUACGUCUCCUAUCUCGUCGUCGAGUUCCCACAUGGAUAUGCCAUGCAACGCCUACCCACUGCAAAGUACCUUGGUUCUGCCGUCAUCCUCUGGGGCCUAGUAACCGCACUGACAUGUGUGUGUAAGAACUACGGCGCGCUGGUCGCUACACGCGUGCUGCUUGGUUGUUUCGAAGCCGCCGUUGCACCCAGUUUGAUUCUCAUCACCUCAAUGUGGUACAAGCGAACAGAACAGCCACUCGGAACCGGUAUCUGGUACUUGGGCGUUGGCACCGGAACAAUGAUCGGAAGCUUGAUUAGUUUCGGAUUCCAACACUACCACAGGGACACAUUUACAAGUUGGCAAAUCAUGUUUCUCGUCGUUGGUCUCGUCACUGUCGCUGUUGGUAUAACCGUCGUGUUCCUCCUUCCCGAUAACCCAAUGUCCUCGCGCCUCACCCCCUCCGAAAAAGUCUGGGCAAUAACCCGCCUCCGCUCCAACCAAACCGGCAUCGAAAACACAACCUUCAAACCCUACCAAGUCCUCGAAUGCUUUAAAGACCCCCAAACCUGGCUCUUAUCCCUGAUUACAAUCUCCUCAAACGUGCCCAACGGCGCAGUCUCUUCCUACCAAGCCACCCUCAUAAAAUCCUUUGGCUUCGACUCCAAAACAACCGCGUUGCUGCAACUCCCUUCUGGAGCCAUCAGCAUCAUUUCUAUACUGAUAGCUACGUACCUAGCCGGCCGCUACAACCAGCGCGGGCUAAACAUCGUCACGCUGCUUAUCCCGGGGAUGCUAGGGGGUUGUCUAAUGGCUUUUUUGCCCAGCUCCGCCAAAACAGGAAAACUGAUAGGAAACUACCUGACCAACUGCAUCGGCUCUAGCUUACCGCUCUUAUACUCAUGGGUCGCAGCCGAUUACGCGGGACACACGAAGAAAGUAACCAUGAACGCGGUUCUCCUGAUGUCGUUUUGCCUGGGCAAUAUCAUCGGGCCACUCACAUUCAGGAAAGAAGAUAGUCCGGACUUUGUACCUGCGAAGAUUACGAUUAUCAUUACGUGUGCGGUUGCGGCAGGCUUGGCGGUUGUGCUACGCGUGUAUUAUGGGGUGGAGAACGGGAAGAGGGAGAGAAGAGAGGUGGGGGAGAGGGUGGAGAAUGAAGAGUUUUUGGAUUUGACGGAUAGGGAGAAUGCGAGAUUUAGGUAUAGAUUGUGA
Messenger RNA from Bipolaris oryzae ATCC 44560, 1527 nucleotides. RefSeq lists its product as uncharacterized. Gene Ontology annotation, biological process: transmembrane transport. Bases 1 to 1527 code for a protein of 508 amino acids. The record is from RefSeq and is a predicted model, not a curated record. Gene Ontology annotation, molecular function: transmembrane transporter activity. Gene Ontology annotation, cellular component: membrane. NCBI's taxonomy places the organism in Eukaryota, Fungi, Ascomycota, Dothideomycetes, Pleosporales, Pleosporaceae. The transcript is spliced from 3 exons.